UACCGCCCUUCUCCGGCGCGCUGAAGGACUAUAAACAAACACCCCCAGCGUCAGAGUCAUGUGGUUGGUCAUGAGGAAGUAAACAGAGAAGAGAGGACCCAAAGAGCUAGAGUAUCCAGGCAGUGGGUCAAGGUGUAGCUGUUUUGUGCAUCCUCCUCCUCCUCCUCCUCCUCCUCUUCUUCCUCUUCCUCCAGCCGCUAUGGUGGACUUCCUGGCAGAAAACAACCUGUGCGGCCAGGCCAUCCUCAGGAUAGUUUCUAGAGGAAAUGCCAUCAUUGCUGAGCUCCUGCGCCUGUCUGACUUCAUCCCUGCAGUUUUCAGGCUCAAAGACAAGAGUGACCAGCAGAAAUAUGGAGACAUUAUCUGUGACUUCAGCUACUUUAAGGGUCCAGAGUAUUACGAUGGGAAACUGGAAGCCAAACCUGAGCUUCAAGACCUGGAUGAAGAGUUUAGAGAGAACAACAUUGAGAUUCUGUCGAGGUUCUAUCUGGCUUUUGAGAGUGUCCACAAGUAUAUAGUGGAUCUUAACAGAUAUUUGGACGACCUACAUGAGGGUGUUUAUAUUCAGCAGACCUUGGAGACUGUGCUUCUAAAUGAGGAUGGGAAACAGCUUUUAUGUGAAGCUCUCUACCUUUAUGGAGUCAUGCUGCUGGUUAUUGACCAAAAGAUUGAAGGGGAGGUCAGAGAGAGGAUGCUUGUUUCCUACUAUAGAUACAGUGCUGCUCGUUCAUCAGCCGACUCCAACCUGGAUGACAUCUGCAAGCUCCUGCGCAGUACCGGUUACUCCAGUCAGCCUGGAGCCAAACGACCAGCCAACUACCCUGAGAGCUACUUCCACAGAGUUCCCAUCAGUACCACUUUUAUUAGCAUGGUCAUUGGGAGGCUGCGCUCAGACGACAUAUACAACCAAGUGUCUGCGUACCCUCUACCAGAGCAUCGUAGCACAGCGCUGGCUAACCAGGCAGCCAUGCUGUAUGUCUGCCUCUACUUCAGCCCCUCCAUACUGCACACCCAGCAAGCCAAGAUGAGGGAGAUAGUGGACAAGUACUUCCCUGACAACUGGGUUAUCAGUAUCUACAUGGGGAUCACAGUAAACCUGGUGGAGGCCUGGGAACCAUACAAAGCUGCCAAGACUGCUCUCAACUACACUCUGGACUCUGCCAACAUCAAAGAGCAGGCCACUCGAUAUGCAGCUAGCAUGGAAAGUCUGAGGCCUCAGGUGCAGCAGCUGCUGAAGGAAGGUUUCCUCAGGGAGGAGAUCAUCCUGGACAACAUUCCCAAACUACUCAACUGUCUGAGGGACUGCAAUGUAGCUAUCCGCUGGCUGAUGCUGCACUCUGCAGAGUCAGCCUACGAUCCGAACAACAAGCGACUGCGUCAGAUCAAAGAGCAAGUGCUCAACGACUCCAAGUACAACCGUAAGAUCCUGUUCCAGCUCUUGCUAGACACUGCUCAGUUCGAGUUCACACUCAAAGAGAUGUUCAAGCAGAUGUUGUCAGAGAAGCAGAUCAAAUGGGAGAGCUAUAAGAAAGAGGGAUCAGAGAGAAUGACCGAGCUGGCCGAAGUCUUCUCUGGCGUCAAACCUCUGACCAGGGUGGAGAAAAAUGAGAACUUACAGGCCUGGUUCAGAGAAAUCUCAAAGCAGAUUGAGUCUUUGAACUAUGAAGACUCCACAGCUGCUGGAAGGAAGACAGUUCAGCUCAUACAGGCUCUUGUUGAGGUCCAGGAGUUCCACCAGUUGGAGUCUAACCUGCAGGUCUGUCAGUUCCUGGCUGACACCAGGAAGUUCCUGCACCAAAUGAUCCGCACCAUCAAUAUAAAAGAAGAAGUCCUCAUUACCAUGCAGAUAGUUGGAGACCUUUCCUACGCAUGGCAGAUAAUUGACAGCUUCACAUCAAUAAUGCAGGAGAGCAUCAGAGUCAACCCGUCCAUGGUUACCAAACUGAGAGCUACAUUUCUGAAGCUGGCAUCUGCAUUGGACCUUCCAUUGCUGCGUAUCAACCAGGCCAACAGUGCCGACCUGCUGAGUGUCUCACAGUUCUACUCUGGGGAGUUGGUGGCUUACGUCAGAAAGGUGCUGCAGAUCAUCCCCGAGAGCAUGUUCACCUCUCUGGCCAAAAUCAUCAAGCUUCAGAUCCAUGACAUCAUGGAGGUGCCCACACGGCUAGAUAAGGACAAGCUAAAGGACUACUCCCAGCUCGGGGCUCGCUAUGAAGUGGCUAAACUCACCCAUGACAUCUCCAUCUUCACCGAGGGGAUCCUGAUGAUGAAGACCACUCUAGUUGGGAUCAUUAAGGUGGAUCCUAAGCAACUACUGGAGGAUGGCAUCAGGAAGGAGUUGGUGAAGAGGGUAGCUUAUGCUCUGCACAAGGGAUUGAUCUUCAACCCCAAGGCUAAGCUGAGUGAGCUGAUGCCCAAGUUGAAGGACAUGGCGGCCACCAUGGAUGGGUUCUACAGGUCGUUUGAGUACAUCCAGGACUACGUCAGCAUUUAUGGCCUUAAAAUCUGGCAGGAGGAAGUAUCCCGCAUCAUCAACUACAAUGUGGAACAGGAAUGCAAUAGCUUCCUCAGGGCAAAGAUCCAGGACUGGCAGAGUGUGCACCAGUCCACCCACAUCCCCAUCCCGAAGUUUCCCUCUGUGGAUGAGUCUGCUACCUUCAUUGGUCGUCUCUGCAGAGAGAUCCUACGAAUCACUGAUCCCAAGGUGACGUGCUACAUCGACCAGAUGAACACCUGGUACGACCUAAAGAGCCACCAGGAGGUCACCAACAACAGGCUGUUCUCUGAGAUCCAGAACACCCUGGGUACAUUUGGCCUUAAUGGACUAGACCGCCUGCUCUGCUUCAUGAUAGUAAAGGAACUUCAGAACUUCCUGACAAUGCUUCAGAAGACCAUCCUGAGGGACAAAGCUGUGGUGGAUGUUUUUAAAGCUAUGCUGGGUGCUGUCAACCCAGUCCAGGGCAUUGUGGCUAAUGCCAGCAAAGUGUACGCUAAUGCUGUGGCCAAAACUCAGAAGAUCUGGGGUGCAUAUCUGGAGGCCAUCAUGAAGGUGGGUCAGAUGCAGAUUCUCAGACAGCAGAUUGCUAAUGAGCUGAACUACUCCUGCAAGUUUGACUCCAAACACCUGGCUGCUGCUCUGGAAAACCUGAACAAAUCUCUGCUGGCUGACAUUGAAGCUCACUACCAGGAUCCAUCCCUGCCCUACCCUAAAGAGGAUAACACUCUUCUGUAUGACAUCACUGCCCACCUGGAGGCUGCCGGCAUUCACAACCCACUCAACAAGAUCUACAUCACCACAAAGCGCCUACCUUACUUCCCCAUCAUCAACUUCCUGUUUAUUAUUGCACAGCUGCCUAAACUUCAGUACAGCAAAAACCAAGGAAUGACGUGCAGGAAAGCCACAGACCCAGUGGACUGGCCUCCUCUAGUGCUCGGCCUGCUCACCCUGCUCAAGCAGUUCCACUCCAGAUACACACAUCAGUUCAUGGCUCUCAUUGGUCAGUUCAUCCGCUCUAUCAUGGAGCAGUGCACAAGUCAGAAGAUCCCUGACAUGCCUUCUGAUGUGGUGGGGGCUCUGAUGUUCCUGGAGGACUAUGUGAAGUACACAAAACUGUCACGCAAGGUGGCUGAAGCCCAUGUGCCCAGUUUCAUUUUUGACGAGUUCAGAACAAUACUGUGAAGAUCUGGAUAAAGCAUUUCAUUAGACAAUUAUACUUUUGUUAGGCUUUUUUCACUGCAGACAUUUGAUCUUGUCAUAGUGGGAGAAGAGGAGGUGUUACAUACAUGCUUGCUUUGUUCAUUUCAAGUGUUCCUGUAAGCCAUGUCAGUGUGUGACAGUAAUCUAGGUUGCACAAUUCCAGGACCCUGAAGCGAAGGAAAGCAGCUAAAUGGAGUUUUGCCUUCAUUCAUUUUAUGAUUUAAAGCUGCGCUUCAGUGUCUUUCAUGAAAAAAGCCUAUUGAAUAGUUUACUUACACAUUUCAUUGCCCAUUAAUGUCUUAAUGCACUAAUAAUAGAUUGUACAUAGAUAAUAAAAUUAAAUUGCCUAUGACUUAACUUGCAAACUUUGUAUAUUGUCACUUUGUGCCAUUGCCUAAUGAAUUUCAUUAAUAAAAAUGAUUGUUCAUAA
This is a messenger RNA of Dicentrarchus labrax (European seabass), 4127 nucleotides long. It is a transcript of the gene washc5, whose product is annotated as WASH complex subunit 5. Gene Ontology annotation, cellular component: WASH complex; endosome. The record is from RefSeq and is a predicted model, not a curated record. The transcript is spliced from 29 exons. Gene Ontology annotation, biological process: actin filament polymerization; endosome fission; regulation of actin nucleation. The coding region runs from base 200 to 3679 and encodes 1159 amino acids. Lineage: Eukaryota; Metazoa; Chordata; Actinopteri; Moronidae.